CUUUCGAUUGACUUCCAAGGUCCCAUCACCUCAGCCAGCCGGUAAUCUCGAGAAUGAUCAUCUCUGCCAAGCCGCCAUAGUCUUUCGUUCCUGACUCCUACAUAUGUGUGCUUUACUUAGCUCGUCUUCGUUCUGGUAGCGGGUGCAUGGUUUGCAGUAGCAGUUACUGAAUCCAGCGGAUCUGUUUCCCGUGGAUCCAUUCCAAAUGGCGAAGUCGUCCCGGAUACUGCUCUGCCUCUUUCUCGGUUCGAUAGUCCUCGCGCUUCUGCCGGGUCCGGUUCAUUCAGAAGACGCCGCCAACGCCACCGCCAACGCUUCCGCGGAGGCAGCGGCGGCAGCAGCGGCGGCGGAAUCUGCGCGGGCGACAGCGGAGGCGGUGGCUAAAGCGGCGGAGAGCGAGGCCGCCAAGGACGAGGCGGCGCAGAAGGCGGCGGAGGAGGCGGCGGGGGCAAGCGGGGCGGAUAAGGGAGCGGAGGAGGAGAGUCAGAGCAGCAUUCCCCCGGCGAUAGUGAAGGCAGAGAAGGAGGCGUCGGACAUCGUGCCUGACGGCGCGUGCAAGAAGGAGAUCGCGGCGUUCUGCAGCGACCUGGCGGCGGGCAACCGCACGCUGGAGAAGUGCCUCACGGGGCAGGUCGAGCUCGCCAAGGCGCAGGGGGGGAAAGGUAGCAUGUCGCCCGACUGUCUGCAGGAGAUCUAUAAUUUCAAGAUCGAGCUGUACAAGAACAUCAGCAUCAACAACGAGAUGGCGGAGGCAUGCAAGGCGGACAUAGCUCAGUUCUGCAAUGAUGGCUUCCUCUACCCCGAACCGGGCAACAUCCUCGCUUGCCUCAGGGAGACGCGUGGGUCGGGCAAGCUGUCGGACGGGUGUGCGGAGCUGGUGCUGGAGGCGGAGGAGGAGGCCGCGGCGGACUUCCGCAUGGACCCGCAGCUGCACGCGCUCUGCUCCAACGACGCUGCCAAGUUCUGCAAGGACGUGCCGCAGGGCGAAGGACUCGUGCAGGAAUGCCUGCGGCAGCACCGCAGCAGUCUGAACUGGGACUGCCAGGCGGAGCUGUUCCGCCAAGAGGUGGAGAAUGCCGACGACGUGCGCCUCAACGUGCGCCUCUUCAAAGCGUGCUUGGCGGACAAGCGGCGGUUCUGUCCGGACGUGAUUCCGGGGGAUGCGCGUGUGAAGGACUGCCUGGAGGGUCACAGGGAGGACAGCGACUUCUCCAAGCAAUGCAAGGCGGAGAUCAUCAAGAUGAUGGAGCGCCGAGCCUCUGACUUCCGCCUGGAUCCGGGCCUGCGCAAGUACUGCCACCGCGACAUUGUGGAGACGUGCUACCCGGACGCGGACGACAUCAGUGACGUGGCGUCGUGGGACAGCCGUGUGAUCGAGUGUCUGCAGGACUACCGCCGCGAGCUCAAGGACCCGCGGUGCCGCCAGCAGGUGCACCUGCUCACUCAGAGGGCCGCGGAGGACACGCGCUUUGACCACCCGCUGCAGCAGGCGUGCCAUGAGGACCGCGAGACGCUGUGUGCAUCGGUGGCGGACGGGCAUGCGCGCGUGUUCAUGUGCCUGCAGGAGAACCGCCAGAAGCUCAAACCUGUCUGCCGCACCGCACUUUUUGAGCAGGAGAUCCGGUACGCGGAGGACAUUGACUUCAAGUUCCCCAUGCGGGAAGCGUGCCAGGACGAGAUGCAGCGCCUCUGCAAGGACGAAAAGGGCGGUGGUGACACAAUAGCGUGCCUGCAGCAGCACGUGGGGGAUGAGGACAUGGGCGAGAGGUGCAAAGAGGAGGUCAAGAAGGAUGAAGAGAGGAGUGCUCAAGACUUCCGGCUGAACUACAAGCUCAACCGCGCAUGCUUCAGCGACGUGCAGCAUCUCUGCAUGCACUCCUGCGAGCCCAAAAACGACUCCUUCGUCUCCGGCCCCACGGGCGACCUGUGCGGGGGGCGUGUGCUGCAGUGCCUGGCGGGCAACGCGUCGAGCAUUGCGAGCGCGGAGUGCCGUGAGGAGGUGCUGUACUUCCAGCAGCGCGAGGUGGGCGACGUGCUGCUGGACGUGCCGCUGCAGCGCGCGUGUGAGGCGGACAUCGGCGCGCUGUGUGGGCUGCAGCGCGACCACAGCAAGGUGCUGUCGUGCCUGCGCCAGCACCGGGAGCAGCUCAAGCCUGAGUGCCGCGAGGAGGAGCUGCGGUUCAGCGCCAUGGAGGCAUCUGACAUCCGCCUGACCCCCUCCCUCAUGAACGCGUGUGGGCUCGAGCUGCACGUGUUCUGCCGCGGCGUGCCGCCCAGUGAGGGCAAGGCGUUCCGGUGCCUGCAGACGAACCUGGCGAGGGAGGGCAUGGGCGUGGCGUGCCGCUCCGAGGUGGAGCUGGCCACGGUGCGCGAGUCGCAGUUCUACGAGGGCGACGUGGCGCUGGCGCUGCAGUGCCACACGGACAUCGCCACCUCCUGCAGCGACGCGGCAAACAGCGAGGCGGACGGCGACGGGGAGGUGAUCGCAUGCCUGGCGCAGCACUAUGACGGGCUCACUGGGAAGUGCCAGACCGAGGUGUCAUUCCUAGUGCGCAUGGCGCUGUGGGUGUACCAGCCUGCCAACCCCCUCACGCUGCCCUGUGCUGAUGACAUCACGGCCCUCUGCCCCAACGCCACCUCCUCCUCCACCUCCUCUUUGGCGGCCAAGGGCAUCGUGCUGGCGGCGGUGGGGCAGUGCCUGGUGGACCAGCCCCUUGCCAAGCUGGGCAACGGCUCGUGCCGGCAGCUGGUGGCUGUGGUGGGCGUGGCGGGCGCGCAUGUGGGCGGGGUGGUGGAUGAGGCGCGGCUCGAAUCCACGCUCGCACAGAUCGCAGAGCUGGGGGCAAUGGAGCAGCAGCAACGGGAGGAGGAGGGCAUGGAGCUGACGGGGUGGGUGGCGCUGCUGGCAAUGUUCGCUCUUGCGGUGCUGCUGAUAGGUGCGGGUGUGUACGCGUACCACCGCUUCUUCAGCCCCACGCGGGACUACACGCUCGUUGUGAGGGAGGGGGACGUCAAGGAGGGGGACGUGUGAGGGGGGCUCCGGUGCCGUGGGUGCGGCUUGCUGAAGAGGUGCUGCGGCUUGAGACAUGGUGCUGCUGGUUGCAGGUACCGGCUGUGGUGCGCUCUACAAGCUCCCUACGAAAGCCGGGUGUAGACAUGUGGAAGCUACCAUAGUACAUAGGGUGUUGCCUGAUUGCAACUCCUGGGGAAGUUUAAGCCGGUGCAUGCUUACGGGAAGAAUUUUACGUGCAUUGAAACUUCCACCUGCAAAGAUGGUGCUAUUGCCAUAAUCUUGCUGUCCAUAUUGUUACAACACAGAAU
Closterium sp. NIES-67 is the source of this 3321-nucleotide messenger RNA. Lineage: Eukaryota; Viridiplantae; Streptophyta; Zygnematophyceae; Desmidiales; Closteriaceae. The record is from the annotation of a GenBank genome assembly.